Molecule: messenger RNA, 907 nt
Organism: Agrilus planipennis (emerald ash borer)
Lineage: Eukaryota; Metazoa; Arthropoda; Insecta; Coleoptera; Buprestidae
Gene: IT
Product: oxytocin-neurophysin 1-like
Exons: 2
Coding region: 22-486 (154 amino acids)
Cellular component (GO): secretory granule; extracellular region
Molecular function (GO): neurohypophyseal hormone activity
Source: RefSeq, a predicted model, not a curated record
AAUAUCAGUUUCUUUGAGGAAAUGUACACCAACGUGUGUCUAGUUUUCGUCAUUGUUCUCUGUUAUUCUUUGGUUUUCGGUUGUCUGAUAACCAACUGUCCAAGAGGUGGAAGAAAAAGAAAUGGAAAAAUGGAGGGCGAUAUACAACCUUGUACUUCUUGUGGUCCAGGAUUAACAGGGCAAUGCUUUGGCCCUAAUAUUUGUUGUGGUCAAUUUGGAUGUCUCAUAGGAACCAGCGAUUCACUUAAAUGCAAGUACGAGGGCUUGUUCAACGGGCCAGAACCUUGCAUAGCAGGAAACAGUUCUUGUAGAUGGAAACAUGGACGAUGUGCAACUCAAGGAGUUUGUUGCAAUCAAGGUAAAUGUUUCACAAGUUUUUACUUGUUACUCAAUGUACUAGAUAUUUCGCCUUACCAGGGCAUCAUCAGAAGGAAAGUUCUACUAAAUAAAAAUCUUACAAAUGUAGGUACCCUAAAUAUUGAGUGAGCUGCAUUGGGGCCCUUCAAGUUUUUUAGUGAUUUUUCACCUUCCCUCCGCCCUUAUAACGCACCAUAAGGUUUAGUUUCACCACCUUCCCUUCUCUAAACGUUACGUAACUCUCAUAUGGUCAUUUUUACCUAAAAAUGUCACGCCAAAUACCGGAUAAUCAGUAACUCUUUUUUUUUUUUUUAACAAAGACAAUGCAAACUUUGUGCCCUCCAUUCCUCCACCCAUGUAACGUACCAUCCCAACCACCCCAAACUGCGUUAGGUAAUACUUGAACGGUCCCAUAACGAUUUAAGGCUUUAAGAGAGAAUUGUUAUAGUUGGUGAUUGGUUGCAAUUUUUUUUAUAAGGUGUAUAUAUAUAUAUUUCAACAUGAUAGCACUCCACAUAGGGAUUUAAUUUAUUUUGUGGGCAUUAUCCUU